This is a messenger RNA of Homarus americanus (American lobster), 1028 nucleotides long. Its product is annotated as balbiani ring protein 3-like. The transcript is spliced from 6 exons. The record is from RefSeq and is a predicted model, not a curated record. Gene Ontology annotation, molecular function: growth factor activity. Lineage: Eukaryota; Metazoa; Arthropoda; Malacostraca; Decapoda; Nephropidae. Bases 32 to 634 code for a protein of 200 amino acids. Gene Ontology annotation, cellular component: membrane.
CUACUGCAGGUGGUGAGGAACAAGAGGGAAGAUGCGGCGGCAGGUCCUCCUCCUCUAUCUGACGGUGGCGUCGGCGGCAUUCCUGUGGGAGGCGACGACGGCGAGGAGGCAACGACACACUCCUGCCAAAUUACAAAGAGACGCGUGUACUGACCAUUCCACCGUCAAGGAGUUGAUCAUGAAGGCUAGGUGCAGGGCAGUGGAACAACCUCUAAAGUUGCCCGUCCCUAAAGGCUUCGACACUGUGCACCCAGCUGUGGUGUUGGUGACCCGGUGUGAAGGAAUGACCUGUCAUCCCCGGGUCCACUCCUGUCUCCCAAUCCACAGCUACAGCUACAACAGGACCAUCCAGGUGUACGCCCACUAUGGCAACCUGAGGAAAUGUUUGGAGAUAACAGUGGAGGAACAUCGCGGGUGUCAGUGUGGCUGCAAGAGGGAGUGUCCAAACAACCAGAUUUUGAACGAGGCUGCGUGUGAGUGUGAGUGUGACCCACGCCUGCAGGAGGUGUGUGAGGCACGCAGUAGGCUGUGGGAUACCUCUACCUGUGAGUGUGUGUGCCCCGUCUUCCAAGAGGUUCAAUGUUCCUCCGGAGAAGUCUUCAUAAACGAGCUCUGCAGGUGUGAGGCUUACUGAUAACCGAAGACCAGCUGCCGUGGGACAACACCUGCCGUCACUAGGAACCAAAGUGCUUAUAUGAGGAACAAGAAUCACCAAGAUAUCUUUUAGGUUUCAACAGGAAGUCAUUCAGUCACUAGAGUGUCAUCAAAUAUGUGUCAAAUGAACGCACGAACAGCAGUAGGGCGUACAAGUGUUAAAGAGCCCUACAGGUGUUACAAAUGUUGUGUGUAUGUAUUGUGAAAGGUCGUAUAAAAGUCAUAUAUUUAAUACAUAAGGUUGUGCAGGUCUUACAAAAAGUCUUGUAGGUUAGGGUAAGUUAGGUUAGGUUAGGUUAGGUUAGGUUGAGUGUUACGACUCUCUUUUCGACAUAGUCACAACAGAUGGUAUCAAUAAAUUGUCCAAUACUGAA